This is a messenger RNA of Ictalurus punctatus (channel catfish), 2602 nucleotides long. Its product is annotated as PCBP_like_KH domain-containing protein. Gene Ontology annotation, biological process: regulation of RNA metabolic process; regulation of gene expression. The transcript has 14 exons. The record is from RefSeq and is a predicted model, not a curated record. Lineage: Eukaryota; Metazoa; Chordata; Actinopteri; Siluriformes; Ictaluridae. Bases 311 to 1600 code for a protein of 429 amino acids. Gene Ontology annotation, cellular component: cytoplasm; nucleus. Gene Ontology annotation, molecular function: mRNA binding.
CUCAGUCGGGCAGAGCUACGGGCACAUGGCCAUCUGUCUAUUCUCUGAAUACAGCUGACAACAAAGGAGGGCAAUUCUUCAUUACCGGACCAUACAGCUACUGGACACUCACACACUCACUAACAUUGUUGGGGGAACAAGGCAAACAAGAGAGGAAAAGCAACUGACUGACACCAACCUACUGCUUCAACCUCAAUCAGCCCAGCAGUUCAUCAAGAGUAAAAUGGCAACAGAGAGAGAGAGGUCUACUUAACUCAUAUCUCAUAGCCUGUCUGUCUGAAAGUGUGAAGUGUCCAGAUCAUCAAGAAGAAUGAAUAUGAAUGAGAAAGAGGUUGCUUUGUGGUCUGAGGGAGGGCUAAAUGUCACUCUCACCAUCCGCCUACUAAUGCAUGGAAAAGAAGUGGGCAGUAUCAUUGGGAAGAAAGGGGAAACUGUCAAGAAAAUGAGAGAAGAGAGUGGAGCACGCAUUAAUAUUUCUGAUGGCUCCAGCACAGAACGAAUCGUCACCAUCACUGGUGCCUCUGAGGUCAUCUUCAAAGCUUUUGCCAUGAUUGCGGAGAAGUUUGAUGAGGAUAUUCUGGCCUGCAUGGUGAACAGUACAGUGUCAAGCAGACCUCCUGUCACGCUGCGCCUUGUGUUCCCUGCCAGUCAGUGUGGCUCUCUCAUCGGCAAAGGAGGCUCCAAAAUCAAAGAGAUCAGAGAGACCACAGGUGCACAGGUGCAGGUAGCUGGAGACUUAUUACCGGAGUCUACUGAGAGAGCAGUGACCAUCUCUGGCACUCCCAAUGCCAUCACACAAUGUGUGAGACACAUCUGCAUGAUCAUGCUGGAGUCACCGCCUAAAGGAGCAACAAUUCCUUAUCGGCCCAAGCCAUCCUCUGGUGGCAAUCCCACAGUUUUAUCCCAACCACAUACAGCUCCUACUUUUGCUGUUCCAGCACAGUACACUAUUCCUCCCCAAGACUUGACCAAGCUUCACCAGUUGGCUAUGCAGCAUAUCCCCUUUACCUCCCUUGGGCAGAGCAACCCUACUUUCCCUGGUCUGGAUAUGUCGGUUUCUCCAAGUUCUUAUGAGCUGAGCAUACCUAAUGAGCUCAUAGGCUGCAUUAUUGGCAGACAAGGCACUAAGAUCAAUGAAAUUCGCCAGAUGUCUGGAGCCCAAAUCAAGAUAGCCAGUGCCACAGAUGGCUCAGCAGUACGUCAUGUCACCAUUACUGGCUCCCCAGCAAGCAUCUGCCUGGCCCAAUACCUCAUCAGUGCCAGUUUAGAGAUGGCUAAGCUCAGCAUCCAGGCUGCCUCCUCUUCCUCCAGCACUACUGUUGACCUCGGCCUGAGUUUCUCCCAGUCUGCCUCUCCUGCCUCUGCCUCUGCGGCCAUGCUGGCUGCUCCCUCAGCCAUUAACGUCCACUCACCCCCGGCCAUGCACUCCAUCCCUACUACCCACUAUGCUCUUCCAGUCUCCAGCCUUCUUGGCAUGAAAACUGUGCCUCUGCUGACUGUGCACACCGCUGCCUCGCCGGGCCUCGCUCCCUACACCACAAAAAUCCCUGCCUCAGCCUCCAUAAAAAAAUCAGAGCAUCAGAGGUUCACCCCCUACUGACCAACACUGGCAAUCUUUCAUUUACUUACUAUGUUUUCUGGUUUGGGGGCAUCUUUGACAACUUUGAAGAUGUUGUCCUUUUUUGUAUAUUUCUGUACAAUAUUAUGCAAAUGAAAUGAAAUGCAUCUCAUGUCAUCCUGCAUUUCCUUUGGCAUUUCGUUUAGAAAUGUUUCAGAUAGUGAUAUCAAGCCAUAUUUUUCGGACACUCCAUUCACCCCUUUUUAUAACCAUAACUAAUGUGAUUGCACUUACAGAAUGUUGAGUUUGAAACCUUGCUCAAACUUAUUAAGGUAGUCAAUUACAUGCAAUUAUAGUACAUGCAUAUACAUGAUCUUGAAAAUAUCUUUUUUUUUUUAUAAAGUACAAAUCCUUUGUUUUUAUUUAGUCUCAAAUAGUCACAUUGAGUCUCUGUUACUGAAUAUCACCUGUGCUAGCUGCUUAAAAGCAGGAAAUUGACAUGUUAUUUAAUUUAGGACAAAAAUACAAAUAUUAAUCCCAUAUAGCAUACAACUAUGCAAAAUAUUUAAGGUUGUAAUGACACGAGGAAAUUAGCUGCAUGUAUGUAAAUGACAAUGUAUUAUGGUUAUUUGUGAUUUUAUUGUUUAUUUUAUUGAUGUUUCUAUUGUUUCCAGUUAACUGUAACCAUGUACAAGUUUAAUUUUUCACUAAGCUUAAAAUGGAGCAGAGGUGGUAUGCAUCCCUGGCAGAAAAUGGGUUAUAUUUGUGUCAUAGAUAUUAUGAACCGUAGUAAUUGCUAUAGUCCUUUGGCCCUGAUGGUGUACUCCUUUCCAUGGCUUUAUGUAGUAGAAGCUGGCCUGGGGUCUCUUUAGUCAUGCUGACAUGCUGCAGUCUCUCAUUUUCCCCCUGGAUUAUUGCCAUAUGGUAUUCUUGAGUUCUCAGUAUUAUUCAUUAGUUACAGGUUUGAUUAUAUGCAAAUUGACAACAUGUAAUGUUUACUAAAGAAAAAAUAUAAACUUUACUAAACUUUACUGGAAAAAGAAC